Molecule: messenger RNA, 894 nt
Organism: Penicillium maclennaniae
Lineage: Eukaryota; Fungi; Ascomycota; Eurotiomycetes; Eurotiales; Aspergillaceae
Product: protein kinase domain protein
Exons: 4
Coding region: 1-894 (297 amino acids)
Biological process (GO): regulation of mRNA processing; protein phosphorylation; spliceosomal complex assembly
Molecular function (GO): protein kinase activity; ATP binding
Source: RefSeq, a predicted model, not a curated record
AUGCUUUCUCCGGGGCCACCUUUACCGCCCGGCAUACUCGUUGAUGAAGAGAUCUCGCCAGUAUACAAUUCCAAGUACUUCUACCCGGUGAAGCCAGGAGAGGUACUCGCCGAUCGUUACCAAAACUUGGUUAAGGUUGGCUGGGGCGUGUCUUCAACAGUAUGGCUCGCGCGUGAUUUGCAAGGGCAUAUCGAAGAGCCAGAAAGCGUCGUGGCACUGAAAAUUAUCAAUAAUAAUGCGAGUUCCGCUGGUCAUGAGCGCGAAGUUAAAGAGCAUAUUUCCACGGCAGACCCAUCACAUCGCGGUCGGUCGCUGAUCCGAACAUUACUAGACUCUUUUGAAUUUAAAGGCCUAGAAGGUUCUUAUCUAGGUCUUGUGUAUCCGCCUAUGAGGGAGUCAUUGUCGAUGUAUCAGCGGCGCUUUGACGACAGAAAGAUGCCACUGCCCCUCAUUAAAACAUACAUUCGGGCCCUUCUUACGGGGCUUGAUUAUCUGCAUAAGCUUGUCGACUUUGGCUUGGCAACCAGACUCCAGGAAGACGACGACUGGGGCGUUUGGCCUAUCCAGCCAGACCACUAUCGGGCACCAGAGGUGAUACUGGGUAAUGGUUGGCAAAUGCCUGCGGAUAUUUGGAAUCUUGGCGUUCUGAACUCACGAAACAUCUCAGGUCGCUUCCUGUACGAAGACCUGAUCCCUAACCGCAAACUAGGCGACACAGUCUUAUUCCUUGGGGGAGAGGAGAAGGAAGCGUUUUUAGACCUCGCCAAGCGAAUGCUUGUCUGGCACCCAGAUAAGAGAAAACGGCAGGCGAACUGGCUGAGCACCCUUUUCUUCAACCGAAACAAACAAGCUCCUGAUUUCUGCGAGCUUCUACUAAAGGAUGAGAGACUCUAG